Messenger RNA from Serendipita indica DSM 11827, 774 nucleotides. The record is from the annotation of a GenBank genome assembly. Lineage: Eukaryota; Fungi; Basidiomycota; Agaricomycetes; Sebacinales; Serendipitaceae.
AUGAGCAUUAUUAUCCCUCAAUAUGACUAUGAAGUCGUGACCGGUUGGUUCAUCCAGGAUGCUCCGGGUGACGUCGUAGAGUUACCGAAGAGCUUUGGUCUCAUCGACACCUCGGACGACGGAUGGACGAAGAUCAAGCAAUUUUUGUACAAAGUGAACAUCGAGGACAGAGAACCGGGCACGAUCCAUAAACUGUUCUUCUUAGGGAGACACGGUCAAGGAUGGCACAAUGUGGCCGAAACAAAGUACGGGACGGCGGAAUGGGAUAGACACUGGUCCAAGCUCAAUGGCGAUGGGGAGCUUCAAGCCGACGAGAUUAACGCUAUGUGGAUCGAGGAGACCAAACGAGGGAUCCCAACGCCCGACGUCCUCUAUAUGAGUCCCUUGCGUCGUGCGAUUCAUACGGGCGUGUUGUCUUUUGAUGGUUGGUUCUAUCCCAACAACACAGAUCCUGGCAUGGAAGCCUCCAAUGCAGUAGCCAGACUUGUGCUAGAGGCCGACUUUCCCUUUCUCCUCUUCGAAAACGGGUUUGUAGAGGUAGACCCAACAUGGACGGCGGACCAUCGAGAGACACCCGAUGAGCAGGACGUACGUUCGCGCCGGGCUCUUGACAAAAUGUUCACAGCCGAUGGCACCUACAUUUCUGUCUCCUCCCAUUCUGGGACCAUGGCGUCCAUCUUCAGGGUUAUUGGACAUCGUCCUUACGCAGUGAAUCCGGGAGGAGUGGUUCCAGUCCUUGUUCGCGCCAAGCAGAAGAAGAAGCCGAUAGUGUAG